Cylicocyclus nassatus is the source of this 917-nucleotide messenger RNA. Lineage: Eukaryota; Metazoa; Nematoda; Chromadorea; Rhabditida; Strongylidae. The record is from the annotation of a GenBank genome assembly.
AGAGUGGGAUGCAAAUAACGGCGUUUUGUCUAGCGUAUCUCAUCGCAAACGUAAUUUGUAAAAAGUUGACGGAGAAGGAAAACGAAGAAUUGCGGGAGAAUUGUGGAAAACUCAGACGAAGAGCAAGCUACAAGAUUCUUCAAGGACGACCUGUGGAACGAGAUGAAUACCCUUUCUUUGUUACUCUCAGAUAUCACAAAGGCUUGGGAGCAGAGCUCUGCGGAGGUUCGCUAAUUUCGCCAUAUCAUGUGCUCACAGCCGCCCACUGCAUUAUGGAAUCUGAACAUUUUGAUACCAAAAAAGUCCAAUGCGUAAAACCUCGAGAAUACAGAAAAUUCAAUUACACGUACUACACUCUUUUGAGCUCAUGGAGAAUAUACAUUGGGAGCGCCUGUCGUCUUAUUACGAAAUGCAGAGAAUCGAAGAAAAUUGACAGAAUAUACGUGCGAACUGACUACGAUAAAUGCUCUCAUGUACACGACAUUGCGAUAAUAACUCUCAGUAGUAAGAUUGAGAGAGACGAAGGUAUUCCAAUCUGCCUUCCUCAAAGAAAACAACUUCUUCGACUGAUCAUGGAGGCCGUAGGAUCUGGCAUAGACCCAUCUCGGAGAAAUAUAUGGAGUGGCGGAAUUCAAAAGACGUAUUUGUUCAGAUCAAAUGAAAAGGAUUUUAUCAUUGAAACAGUGGACAAAGUCUCUGCUCUGUGUUCUGGCGACAGCGGAGGUCCAUUGUUUUCAUCCUACAAGGAUCGGUUUGUUCAGCUUGGAAUAGCUUCUUCAGUAAAACCGCCGUGCAGUGAGUCCAACGGCUACUUGGAAAAUCGCUACGUUGACGUGCGCAUGUAUCUUGACUGGAUUUGUACGCAUACUGGAAUCUGUCCAAAAAAAGAUGUCGACGAGGAUGAAGAUGACGACUAG